This is a messenger RNA of Homarus americanus (American lobster), 1477 nucleotides long. RefSeq names its product dual specificity tyrosine-phosphorylation-regulated kinase 2-like. NCBI's taxonomy places the organism in Eukaryota, Metazoa, Arthropoda, Malacostraca, Decapoda, Nephropidae. Gene Ontology annotation, biological process: peptidyl-serine phosphorylation; peptidyl-threonine phosphorylation. Bases 269 to 1477 code for a protein of 402 amino acids. Gene Ontology annotation, cellular component: nucleus. Gene Ontology annotation, molecular function: protein serine/threonine kinase activity; protein serine/threonine/tyrosine kinase activity; ATP binding. The record is from RefSeq and is a predicted model, not a curated record. The transcript has a single exon.
UGAACUGAGUCUCUUCUAGGUUCUCUUGGUGGAAGGAGAUGUGUUGCGGUGUGUUGUGUUUAUGAAUUUAAUGGUAUUUAAAAGAAUCACAAAUGAAGCCUGGCGGAUAAUUUUACAAUAUCUUUAGAAAAUUGGUAUAGUUAAACGCACAAGUGGAGCCUGGAGGCCGAGUUAGUGCGGUGUGUUAGUGUUUUAGUGGAGUGCGUGGAGUGGCGGUCGCUGUGAGCAUGGCCCUCGACUGUCUGGAGGAGAUGGCGGCUUCAGCGCUAUGAUAUGUGCGGCCACAGAUAGGGAGGCGGCCUGCAGGAGUGUGGGAGGUCCCGGCGGUGGAUUGGGAGGAGGAGGUGGAGUAGGAGGGUUGCUGGGAGCUGGUGGAGUGUUUGCGGCCAUGCCCCUCUCCCGUACCCGAUCUUUACUGGCCAACAUCAACGGUGCGGGCUCCCCUGGCGACACCACCAACACCACCACCCUCUCCAACACCACCACCAACGCCACCACCGGCACCAGCGCCUAUCUGGAGGGAGGGAGCAGUACCCACUUGCCGCCCCUUAAGCCUCUCGCCAUGAAGACCACAGGCGCACAGUCCAUCACUCAGCUCUACGAGUUCGAUGACACGAAUUCGAACUCGGAGCAGAACGGCCAACCAAAUUCAGUGUCGAGUCAAGUAAAUACGGAUUCCUCAAGUCUGCCGGUGGUCCGGCCGCCCUCUGCAGACUCUAGCAGCCUCAAGAACGGCUCAACCAGACAACCAAAGACCUAUGUAGCCACACCUGAACAGGUCAUGAAAUAUUACAUGAACAAACUUACCCCUUACGAACAUAAAGAAAUCUUUAACUAUCCACAAAUCUACUUCAUAGGCGCCAAUGCGAAGAAGAGGCCUGGUAUCAUAGGGUCAGGGAACCAGGCUAUCUCGUCUAAUUAUGGGUAUGACGACCAUCAAGGGUCGUACGCCCACAUUCCUCACGACCACAUUCAGUACAGGUACGAGGUGCUCAAAAUCAUAGGCAAGGGGAGCUUCGGCCAGGUGGUGAAGGCCUACGAUCACAAGAGCCAUCUGCACGUUGCCCUCAAGAUUGUCCGUAACGAGAAGAGGUUCCACAGGCAAGCACAGGAGGAGAUCCGUAUCCUCGAACACCUCAGGAAACAGGACAAGGAUAAUACCAUGAACAUUAUCCAUAUGUAUGAUCACUUCACCUUCCGCUCCCACACCUGUAUCACCUUCGAGCUCCUCUCAAUAAACCUCUACGAGCUUAUUAAGAAAAACAAAUUCAUGGGGUUCAGCCUGCAGCUGGUGAGGAAGUUUGCCCACAGUCUGCUGCUGUGUCUGGACGCCCUUUAUAAGAACAAAAUCAUCCAUUGUGAUAUGAAGCCAGAAAAUGUUCUCCUCAAGCAGCAAGGACGCAGUGGCAUUAAGGUAAGAACCCCUUCUGGUUUGGUUGACGUCAGCGUAGGUGUUGUUUGUCAUUGGAAUGUGUAA